Penicillium canescens is the source of this 5459-nucleotide messenger RNA. RefSeq names its product histidine kinase-like ATPase domain-containing protein. The record is from RefSeq and is a predicted model, not a curated record. The coding region runs from base 163 to 5367 and encodes 1734 amino acids. Lineage: Eukaryota; Fungi; Ascomycota; Eurotiomycetes; Eurotiales; Aspergillaceae. The transcript is spliced from 2 exons.
UUGCUGGCACCUCGUGCCAUCGACCCAAACGUGUCGAAGUCCGACUGCAGCCUAGACCACCCUCGAUCCUAAGUUCGGCUCUCUGCUGCCACACCAUGAACUAAACUUUUAUUAUAUUAAUCAAGUAGCUUGUUAUCACGAGCCAACGAGAUAGACUACAGAAUGGCUAUGAACGUCGAUUUCAACGCCUUGAAGGCGCGGACCAUGGGGUCUGGAGCCGACGAGGAAGCAGUGACAGUUGAUACUAGAGGAUUGAUCUCAAAGGUUCUGGCCCGCUAUUCUGGUAAAUGGACUGUACUUCGAGAAAUGAUUCAAAAUGCCGCCGAUGCCUCUGCAACGAAGGUGACAAUCAAGUUCGAGACUCUUCCUUCGACUACAGUACCAUCCCCAUCAACAAACGACCCAACUGCACAGCUCAAACACACCAUAAACAAUCACACUCUUCGGCGUCUCUUGAUUUCAAACAAUGGUUCUCCAUUCAGUGAAAAGGAUUGGGCACGACUGAAGCGUAUUGCAGACGGAAAUCCUGAUGAGACGAAAAUCGGAGCAUUUGGUGUUGGAUUUUACAGUGUUUUUGACGACUGCGAAGAACCAUUUGUUUCUUCUGGCAGCCAGGCCAUGGCUUUCUAUUGGAAAGGCAAUGCGUUGUUCACACGUCGACUGGACCUCGGAGAAGCUGCAAGCCAGGACACCACCUUCGUUCUGGACUACCGCAACGACUCUUCUCCGAUCCCAUCAUUAUUGCAGCUGUGUCAAUUCUUAUCAAGCAGUCUCACAUUCGUCUCUUUGCAAGAGAUAGAACUAUGGCUGGAUGAUUGGAAUCUUUUACGGCUAUCGAAGAAGACUGCUCCCAGUGUUGAUGUUGCAAUCCCCAGAGACAUUGACACCAAGACCGAAGAAGGUUUAAUGAAAAUUGUCAAAGUCACCCGAGAAAUUGCGCAGGUUGACGCUUCCUGGAUGCGAAUUGUGGAAUGGAACCCAAACGCAAGCAUAUUCCGUCUGGACAAUAUCCGUGAUACAACAAGCUCGCUGCGAAGCUUCUUUUCAAAGUUUACUGGUCAACCAGAAAAGCAGACUAAUCAGCAGCCUGAGCAUGAGCGCCAGGAAGAGUCUAGCAACAUGAACACAAUGCUGACCGCAUCGGUCUUUUUGCAUAUCAACACGGCAUCGAUCCAGCCUUCUAUCAGUUCUUCGCUGAGCAAGGAGCUAGAACGAGCUACACGAAAGCCUCCCCCUAAGAGAGCCACCAUUGCCAUUUUGACUCCUUCGUAUGAUGCCAACAUAGCUACUGGGGCAUCUUCAUCACAGUCAGAAAUCCUUUCAUCAAUCCUGCCUACAAAAGCGGGAAGGGUGUUCAUUGGUUUCCCUACACAGCAGACUACUGGCUUAAAUGCUCACGUAUCUGCACCAUCUGUGAUUCCUACUGUUGAAAGAGAGAGUAUUGACCUGAAUACUCGGUAUAUCAGCAAGUGGAAUCUCGAGAUGCUUCGUGCGGUUGGUGUAGUUUGUCGAAUUGCUUGGUCCGCGGAAAUGGCUACCAUCAAGUCCAAAUUAUCAUCAAAGAUUGGACCAUCGCGCUCAAAAAUUCGAAAGGAAGACAUUGUCGAUGUACUACCAGAGGCUAUCCACACUGCGAAUCAAUUUGUGUUCCGUGAAUCCACCCCGUCCUCGGCUUUGGGUCAGACGAUUGAAGAUGCAUUCUGGAUGUGUAACAAGAACGCUUCUAUCGAAGUCCUUUCUACCUGCGGUGUCAUCCCCAGCCAUCAGACUCGCAUUGCGCCCAAAGAACUGAGCUUCAUGGAUUCGAUUCCUGCUUUGCCUGACGAUUUUGUGAACAACGCCAAAGACUUUGUCAAAAGGCUCACCGAUUUCGGUCUCGUUACAGAAAUUACGGUAUCAGACAUCAAACGUGAGCUCGAGUCCAGCACCUUGCGCUCUAACCAGGUUGUUGAAUUCAUUGCCUGGCUUGGUCGCAAAACGGUGGCUGGCCAGCUUGAUAGACUGUCGGUCCAGAGUCUAUUGCGCGUAGCAGUGGCCAAUGACGAAGAUAAAGAAGGACAUCCCACUCGAUUGAUUAUUUUCGCGGAUAUUACUUGUUUCUUGAAUCCCCAGCGUAUUCCAGCAGACCUCCCUGUGCCACCCAGUGUAAUUCCGUUCCGGUUUACCAAAUCUCUGGGCAAACCGGAACUGGAGGCGCUCGGCUGGGUUGAGCUGCAAAUUGUUCCUUGGCUUCGUUGGCUCGUCAACAAUGCCGGAGACCGCAAUGUCCUUUCCAUCGACCAAGACAUUACACAGACGGCAUCAUUCUCUGGACAGAUCUUGCCUGUUCUAUCAAAGCAGUGGGAGCCCCUCAGCCAGGCUUCUAAACAGACGGUUGUCUCAAUACUUCAACCUCAUACUGUGAUCCCAACUAGACUUGGAAUGAAACAGCCUUCUCAGACCUACUUUGCAUCUGUGCGCCUUUUUGAUGACCUUCCCGUGGUUCAUGGAUUGAACGGCGUCAAAGAGAAAAUCCUGGUAUCACUUGGUGUUCGCAAAACGGUUGAGCUUGGUGUGAUCUUUGAUCGUCUUAUCAACACUCCCACGUCCAGCGAUGCCAAAGGACCCACACCGAGAAAAUGGAAUCACGUUGAUCUCAUUCGAUACCUUACCUCUGUGCGGGAGGACAUUCCUGCAAACGAUAUCCAGAGGCUCAAAGGUACGAGUAUCUGUACUGCUGAAAGCGACAGCGGUUCCCAGGGAACACGGUACAAGAUAUCUGAACUUUAUGAACCAAAGGACUCCCUUCGGGCUCUUGGGCUUCCGGUGCUCGAGUGGCCAGGCAUCUAUACCAACAGUAGCAACGAGGGCAAGUUCCUUGCAAUGAUGGGCCUGAAGAGCUACCCAUCAGCUGUUGAACUCAUCCGGCUCAUGACCGCCGGAAGUACAGAGAAAGACAGCCGAGCAACCAAGGCUCUGUCGUACUUCCUCAGUGAGUAUUACACAAAUGGGUACGCUGCAUUCGAUAUCAGCGCGGUCACCGUGGCAUUCCUUCCCAUCGAAGACUCUGAUCAAUUGAGUGUGCCUAAGAAAUGCUUCACCGAUGAAGGUGCAGCUCUGUUUGGCUUCAAAAUUCUUCGAAAGAACCUCCACGCCCAUGCCUCAAAACUUGGAGUCAAACCUCAUCCUCCUAUGACGGACUGUCUUCAGGUCCUUUCAAAGCAGCCCCCUACUACCCAAAAGGAUGCUCGCAUUGUCUUCAAGUAUUUAGCAGGCCGAGUGGCAGACUUGACCUCGCAGGAUAUCCAGCGUAUUAGCCAGGUCCCAAUCAUUCCAAUUGCCAUCCACAGUCAAGCCGAAAAGGCGCCCAGAACCCGUCUUGUGGCGCCUAGGCUUUGCUAUCUUGGAGACGGAGAAGACUACAAGGGAAUCUUUGACUUUGUUGAUUUCGGCCAAGAAGCGAACCUCUUCCUCAUGGCCGUCGGCUCAAAACGGGAGCCCACUAAGAUCGAGAUUGCGCGAAUGCUGGUCAAAGAGCCAGCUCGCAUCUCUGCUGCGUUCCAAAGUUCUGAGAAAUACUUGAUGCUCCUCAGGACCCUCGCGGAGCACCUCCCAACUCUGAAAAAGGAUAAGGAUCUUUUUAUUGAGAUGAAACGAGCUCCAUUCCUCAUGGCGAGCCGAGAUAUUCCUCCCCGUGGCACAGAUAAUGGCGACAAGGAAAAGUCCAAGGAGCCUCUUGAUGAAGACGACGAUCUGGAUAUCAGAGAGUGGAGCUUGGCAUCUGCAAAGGACAUUGUUGUGGUAGAUGCUUUCCAGAGUUUCAAUCUGUUCAAAGAGCACAUCCUUGCCGCGCCACAAGAAGAAGCACUGGAGAACUUCUACACUGCCCUUGGUGCCAUUCCAUUGAGUGGUCUUGUUGAAGAACAAGCGCGGUUUGGCAGCGUGGCAGCUGACCAAAAACUUGCCGUCAAGCUGCACAAAUUGAUCCUAGAGCGUGCACGACUCUUCUUGCAUGAUCAACCAGCCGAUUCUAUCCUGCAUGGAACUCGAUGGCUGGAACACUCCUUCAAAGUUCAGGUCGUGACCGCGAUAUCUCUCACGAGAUCCCUCAAGGGCCGAAGAGUUGCACACACACAAAAGCGAAAUGCCAUCGUCGCAGAAUUGGGGAGGAACUGGGGUAUGUGUAUCACCCCGGGUCGAUAUGAUCUGUAUGAGAUCAGUCAGUCAUUGGUGCAUCUGAUUCUGAAGCGGCCCAAGCUGCAUUCGACCCUUACACUAGAGAUGCUGUUGAAGACAGAUCUUCUGGAACUCCGGGCCCGAGGUUACAACGUGGAACGUAUUCUGAGACAAAAGGCCCAGGAAGCCCGGGUGGCAGAGGACAAGCGUCAAAAGCAGGUUGAAGAAGAACGGCGUGCCUUGGAGGAAAGAGAAGCAGCAUGGGCUGCGACCCAAGCCCAACGUGCGGAGGACGACAGACAUGAGCAACAGGCACAAAAUGCGAUGCCGGGUGUCUUCCCUGAAUCACCAAACAAUAACAAGAUGUUACCAGCGGAAGCACAUGCUCCUCCACCAGAAUCUAUGCCUGAGCGUCCCAAUCGCGGCUUGUUUGCCAACUUAUCGAAGCGAUUUGGCUUGGACGGUAAUAAAUCCGGCUUCUCUGGCUCUGGAGAACAAUCCAAAUCUUUGCUACCCGAAUCUGCAACACCUCCACCGCCGCCCUAUUCUCCCAACGACCCCCAGAAAUCGCGCCCAGAACAACCUGUAUCUGUCAACUCGCCGCAUCGCUUGAACUCCGAGCUUCUCUCCGCCGUCCAAGCAUGCCGGCCCCACGGAUCUUCCGAUGUGUAUAGCCGACCGGAGACGAACCAAAUCUCCGAAAGCAAGUCAUACUGUGACGAACGUCCAAGCCACGACCUGGAGUUCGUCGCUACACUUCCCAGCGGCGUCAACGUACUGUUCACAAGGACAGUCACGGAACGAUCCACAUUCCUCGCAAGCAACCGUGCAGGCUUCAAUCUCUUCGCCUCGAUUCUCCUCGACUGUGGUUCAAUCUUCUCGAUGCGAGCUGACAGUCUCAGCAUCUUCUACGACCCAGGUGGCAAGACAAUCGCCUUUAACCGGGCAGGCAGUAUCUUCUGCAACUAUUUCUAUUUCCAGCAGUUGCAGGAGGAAGCCCUGCUCCAGAAUCCCGCCCCCGACCGUUCUGACGCUAUUGUGUAUUGGUGGGUGAUCCUUUGCCAUGAGCUGGCGCAUAAUUUGGUCGGGGACCACAGCUCGGCGCAUAGUUACUACACUGAAGGCUUUGUGGCGCAGUAUUUCCCUAAGGUUGCUGUUAAGCUUGCUUCGUUGCAGGUGCCGGCUCAGGCGUCUCUAUCUAGACAAACUUGAUCUUUUACAAUGUUCAAUACCCUCAUAUGAUGUUGGAUUUGCUCGAUUUGCUCGUUUAUGUCCCUUGUGUCCCUCCCCUAUCAAUAGUGUAG